Molecule: messenger RNA, 1359 nt
Organism: Mercenaria mercenaria
Lineage: Eukaryota; Metazoa; Mollusca; Bivalvia; Venerida; Veneridae
Product: nipped-B-like protein B
Exons: 2
Coding region: 1-1359 (452 amino acids)
Source: RefSeq, a predicted model, not a curated record
AUGAACACUAACAACAGAGACAGAAUUACGAAUACCAAUAGAGAAAGAGAUAGAGGGACGGAUAAUAGUAGAGACAGAGAUAGGGAGACGAACACCGACAAAGAUAGAGUGACGAAUACCAACAGAGAAAGAGAUAGAGUGACAAAUACCCGCAAGGAAAGAGAUGGAGAGAAUGAAAGCCGUAAAGAUAAGAAAGCAGAAAGCAGUAGAAGCAGAGAGACAGAUACCAGUAGAGAUAAAGGGACAGAUAGCAGUACAGGCAGAGAGGCAAAUACUAAUAGAGAGACAGAUACCAGCAGAGAUAGAGACAGGGAGACGAACGCCAACAGAGACAGAGAUAGAGUGACGAAUACCAGUAGAGAUAGAGAUAGAGAGAUAGAUACCCGUAGAGAUAAGGAAGCAGAAAGCAGUAGAGAAAGAGAGACCAGUAGAGAUAAAGGGGCAGAUAGCAGUACGGGCAGAGAGGCAAAUACAGAUAGAGAUAAAGUGAAGAAUACACGUAGAGAAAGAGAUAGCAAGAUAAAUACAUAUACAGACAGAGACAAAGCUAAAAAUACCAAUAAUAACAGAAAGACUGAUACACAUACGGAGAGAGAGCGAGAGACGAAUACCAAUAAGGACAGGACUGGUGAUAAGGAGGGGGAAAAAAGUAAGAAAAGAGAUCGAAGUAAUGCAGAAGAGCAAAGGAAAAGCAAACAGAGAAAGAUUGACGAUGGGUUUGAGAACUAUGUCGAUAACAUAGAAUUAGGAGAGGAUGCUGGAGUUCCAUCAUUUUCGAGCAGCGGAGGAUCCUCGCCAACAUCAUCAUCCUCGUCAUCAUGCUCCAACUCAACAACUAUCUCCCAGCCAGGAUUUGAUGAUGGCCUUAAAGCUAGAGCCCAGCGCAUUCUGAUGAAAGGGUUUAUGCCUGUAUGCCCAUCUGCCAGGAGGGACUGGACAACCGUCGAAGAAUUCAGUUUAGAGUCGAUGGGGAUCAAAGUAAAUUGGCCUCCUGAAAAUUGGACUAGAAUGACCCCGGACCAGAAACUUAUGUCACAUGAAUUUAUUUCUAUGUUCCUGGAGAAGACACUGGGAAAUGGCUUUCCGUUGCUAUCUAGAAGAGCACUGCUUGAUAAGUACAAUUUCAUGGCAUUGGAAGGAGAGGGAAGACCACAAGAGGAGGCAGAUUCUGGUGACAAGACCGAUGCAAAGAUUAGAUACUAUAAUUAUAGUUAUAUAAAGUGUGUCGCCAGGGGUGAAGUUCAGGACACAAGGAUGUCCAGGAGUUUGGUAAACAGCAUAGAGGGGGCCUGUAGGUGGGCCGACACUGAUCAUAUAACAGAAAAGUUAAAUGCUUCAGGUGUUAAACUGAAAAUAUAA